AUGGCUCUAAACACAACUUUGACGACUACCGUUACUAAAACAUCGACACCAGCGGUAACAAUACCACUGUCCAGCCCAGGCCGUUUACAAAUCCAUCCUCAUCAGUACACUGGGCUUGAUAAGGAAUGGCGGGCUCUCUGGAACAAUUACGGAGGCUCAAUGGUGCGAGCUGAUGAAGUUACCCUAGAGGAGUACAGAACCGACCCAGCCAAACACAGCUUCACGUACCCUACAUGCCCAGGCCCAGAUGUGUUUCAAGUCGAAGACCGUCAAGUCUCAGUGUCGCAGCCGACUGGAGAAAUAACAGUGAGAAUCUACUCACCUGAGGGGCCGGGUCCGUUCCCAGUGCAUCUCAAUUUCCAUGGUGGCGGUUGGGUGUUGGGAAGUCUCAAGUCCGAGGCAGCAUGGUGUCGGCACAUCUGCAACAAGUCCAACAUCAAGGUCAUUGAUGUGGAUUACCGGAUGGGACCAGAGUUGAAGUUUCCAACUGCCAUUUAUGACUGCUGGGAUGCAGUCAAAUGGGCUAUUAACAACGCUGAAACGUUGAAUAUUGAUGCCAAGAGUGUCUCCUUUGGUGGGCUCUCCGCUGGCGGUCAAAUGUCUGCGGUCCUCGCACAUUUUGCAAGGGAUGAAAACGUGAAUAUUAAACUCCAUAUGAUGGUGGUGCCAGCGACGGACAUGCGCUACUGCAGCACGAAGAUUAAGCAGCUGACAUCGGAAAAUUGCCCAUACGAAAGCGCUCGACUCUUUGCAGACCUGCCCUGGGGCCCAUUGGGGCGUGAGCAAUGGUUCCUAAAGUACUGGCUUGGAGAAGAUCCUGAUGAACAAGAACGAGCUCUGAACACCUGGAUCCUAACCCCAGUUCUCGCCCCAAAUAUGAAGAACUUGCCUCCGGCGCACAUAGUCACCGCCGAAUUUGACCUGGAACGGGACGAAGGAGAAUUUUAUGGUCAAAUGCUGAAGGACGGAGGAAACAGUGUGACGAUGAAAAGAUAUCCUGGCGCACCGCACGCUUUCGCGCACUACAAUCAUCCGACAAGAGGACUGAAGUCGAGCUUCGAAUUCAUAGAGGACACUGCGAAGCUUCUUAGAUAUGUACACUAUGAUUGA
Molecule: messenger RNA, 1110 nt
Organism: Ilyonectria robusta
Lineage: Eukaryota; Fungi; Ascomycota; Sordariomycetes; Hypocreales; Nectriaceae
Product: Alpha/Beta hydrolase protein
Exons: 5
Coding region: 1-1110 (369 amino acids)
Molecular function (GO): hydrolase activity
Source: RefSeq, a predicted model, not a curated record